AUACAAUUGAAUGAAUGAAUGAAUGAAACAUAAUCUAGAAUGUCAGCUUCUUGUGGGCAGGGGUCACUUUUACCAACUAUCAUCCAAUCAAGUGCCUAAUCAGUGCUGCGUGCAGCAAACUUUCAAUAAAUACCACUGACUGAUUGAUUGACAUCGCUCUUGGUCGAGCCUUCCGUUGGUGGUGGGGCUGCCAACAGCUCAUUAUCAGGGAAGGCUUCCUGGAGGAGGCGGAUUCUGAGCUGAUGGAGGAGGGUGAGGCCCAGGAGGAGGAGGAGACCGAGGCGGAGACUGAGGCAGAGAAGAAGGCCGCGGGCGAGGAGGAGGACCAGGAGGAAGAGGAAUGGCUAAGGCUGCGGCCCGUGGAGCCUCGGUCGGCGCAGUGCUGUGGCAGCGGCUGCAGGCCGUGCAUCUUUGACCUGUACCAGCGGGAGCUGGCCCGCUGGGAGGAGGCCCGGGCCAGAAAGGACAAGGGGCUGCUGUCUGGGAAUUGCGGUGAGCGGGAGCGGGAGCCUGCCGCGUCCGUCUUAAGCCCUGACACGUUCCAGCCUUUCAGCCUGAGCGCAGUGGACCAGCUGACCGACGAUACCUUCCGGUUCAGAUUCACACUGCCCGCCAACGGCCUCCUGGGCCUGAGCCCCGGACAGCAUAUUGUGCUCCGGGCUGAGGUGGAUGGCCAAGCCGUCCAGCGAGCAUACACGCCCGUGAGCCCCGUCGAUGCCCGUGGCUACUUUGAUGUCUUGAUCAAGUGCUAUCGCACCGGAUUGGCAUCCCGGUUCGUCAGGUCCUGGAGAGUGGGUGACUCAGCCCUCUGGCGUGGCCCCUUCGGGGGUUUCCCUUACCGGCCCAACCAGUUUGGACAGCUGCUCCUGCUGGCAGCAGGGACAGGCCUGGCCCCCAUGCUACCCAUCCUGCACGGCAUCACGGACGACGCCGACGACGAGACAUUCGUCACGCUGGUGGGCUGCUUCCGGACCUUCGGGGACAUCUACCUGAAGUCCGUCCUCCAGGACCUGGCUCGCUUCUGGAACGUGCAGGUUCUCUUCGUGCUCAGCCAGGAGUCAUCGCUGGAUGGGCUACCCCAGAGCUAUCGGGAUAGGACCCACCUGGGCCGCCUGGACCGGGACCGGAUGGUGCAGGUGGUGGACGGUUGCCGGCGGAAGCCAUUUGCGCUAGUCUGCGGCCCCCCCGACUUCCAGCGGGACGUGGCCGGCCUCCUGCAGGCUGCCGGGCUGACGGAGGAGUCAUUCUUCUUGUUCUAGCGUUGGCCUGCCCUCCUCCCUGCCUGCCCACGUGCCCACAGCGGAAUCGGGGGAUAGCUCCCGAGCCAUCUCUGGCUGCUCCCUGAGGCCUUGGGGCGGGGGCCUUUCGGGGCUGGGGGCUUUUCCCGAGAAUGGGGCAGUGAGCCCCCACACCAACCCCCUGUCCCUGCUCCCCUGGCUGGCUGCAUGGCUUUUUCCGUGCCAGGGUCUGGGGGGAGGAGUAUCCAACGGGGGAGCCCUCCUGGUCAGGAGGGCAGGUGGUCAGAGCCUCCAACCCCCCAAAAAGUACUUUCACUCCCCCGCCACCACUUGGGGUCCCAACCUCCCCACCCUCCUGUAGCAGACAUGUACUGAUCUUUAUAUUUUAUUGCUCCUGUGUAAUUUAUUUUAUUUAAUGCCCAGUCUCCCUCAGCUCCUUGAAGACAGGGAUAGUGUCUACUAACUGUUUUGUACUCUCCUUAGUGCCCCUUACAGUGCUCUGCACAAAUUAUUGUUUUCAUCUUGUCUAUUGUGCCUUUCACCAAGUCCUUCCCCAUCUUGUUCUUAGACCAGGGUCAGGGAUCCCAUCUGAUUCUCAUCUGGGGAAUUUUUUUUCUCUAGUGCUUAGCACAGUACUUGGCACAAAGCUGGUAUUUGAUAAAUACCACUACCGCUUCUGCUACUAAGAGCUGUGAUCACUGGUCGUAGGUGUUCCCAGGGAGGCAGGGACAAUAGAUACAAUGCAUCACUCAGUGGAUCGGUUCUCCAUUGGAGAAGCUCCGUUGAAGAAGCCGCGUGGCUCAGCAGAAAGAGCCCGGGCUUUGGAGUCAGGAGGUCAUGGGUUCAAAUCCCUGCU
Molecule: messenger RNA, 2094 nt
Organism: Tachyglossus aculeatus (Australian echidna)
Lineage: Eukaryota; Metazoa; Chordata; Mammalia; Monotremata; Tachyglossidae
Gene: CYB5R5
Product: NADH-cytochrome b5 reductase-like
Exons: 7
Coding region: 243-1259 (338 amino acids)
Molecular function (GO): oxidoreductase activity
Source: RefSeq, a predicted model, not a curated record